UAAAUAUCAAUAGUAAUGUAAUACUAAACAGUAAUAUUCAUAACAAUAACAGUAUUAUUGUAUAAAAAUAUAAACAAAAAAUAAACACUUUUUUAUUGAAAUCUAUUUAUUUAUUUGUAUUUUAUUUUGUAUUUUUUGUUUGUUUUAUUAAAUGAUUGACAGUUUAUUAUUUGAUGGCAUUAACAGCAAAUGCAUUGAUAUUUUUGCCGAUAAUUGUUUUGUUAAGAUAUUUCUAUGUAAACAGUGGUCAAAAUGUUGUUAAAGCCAUGAACUGGAGCACAAAAGAGUGGACAACUAGUGGCCGAUUGUUGGUCGACGACGAAGUAAUACGAUUGUCUCGCCGAUCGGCCGAAGAUCAUCAAUGGUUUAACCAGACAUUGGACCGAAUUCUGGUGCCACGUGUGUCGGACACCGAAUCGAUACGUGUGGUCGGCAAACAUAUUGCCGAUACUAUGCGCUCACUGGACUGGACAGUCGAGUUGGACACGUUUACCGAUCAGACACCGCACGGUCCGAAAAGAUUUACCAACAUAUUGGCCACAUUGGAUCCGAAAGCCUGCCGCCGACUCGUACUCAGCUGUCAUUACGAUUCAAAGUUGUCCGCAAGCGGCCGUUUUGUCGGUGCCAUCGACUCGGCCGUUCCCUGUGCUAUGAUGUUAGACAUUGCAAAAAGUUUAGACCGAUAUCUUAAAGCACACCGACAUUCGUCUGUAAGUCAUACAACAAUUCAGAUGAUAUUCUUCGACGGCGAAGAAGCGUUUGUCGAAUGGACUGAUAAGGAUUCGCUGUACGGAUCGCGACAUUUGGCCAAUACUAUGAAUAGCAAGAAAUUUUUGACGACUCGUGAAGAAAGCCAAAAGUGCGGCCAUUUGACUGACAUGGACUCGGAAAUAGAUCGCAUCGAAGUAAUGGUAUUAUUGGAUCUGUUGGGCGCCAAGAAUCCCACUUUUUACAGCCAUUUUAGCGAUACUCAGUCGCUGUACUCGAGAAUUAUCAAAAUUGAACGAAAGCUCAACGAUUUGAAACUAAUGGAAAGCAGUCGCCGAACCAAUUACUUCCAGACUUCCCGAUCCUUCUACGGUGGCAUCGAUGACGAUCACCGGCCAUUUCAAGAGCGAGGUGUUCCCAUAUUGCAUAUAAUUGCCACACCGUUUCCCAGUGUAUGGCAUAAAGAUUCGGAUAAUAAGAAAAAUAUAGACAAUCCUACUGUUAAUAAUUUGUUGAAAAUAUUUAAAAUAUUUGUCGCACAAUAUCUGAAUUUAGAUUUAGAUAAACAUUGA
This is a messenger RNA of Oppia nitens, 1280 nucleotides long. RefSeq names its product glutaminyl-peptide cyclotransferase-like. Lineage: Eukaryota; Metazoa; Arthropoda; Arachnida; Sarcoptiformes; Oppiidae. Gene Ontology annotation, molecular function: glutaminyl-peptide cyclotransferase activity; zinc ion binding. Bases 174 to 1280 code for a protein of 368 amino acids. The transcript is spliced from 2 exons. The record is from RefSeq and is a predicted model, not a curated record.